Medioppia subpectinata is the source of this 330-nucleotide messenger RNA. The record is from the annotation of a GenBank genome assembly. Lineage: Eukaryota; Metazoa; Arthropoda; Arachnida; Sarcoptiformes; Oppiidae.
CGUGUUUUUACAUUACGUUUGUUUUUAUUGUAAACAUUGACUUUCAAACCAAAACCGAUUGAUUUGAAAUCAAUUGUUAAUCACGUUUUCAAUUAAGUUUAGACACAAUUAAGUGUUGAUUCAGUUAUGUUUCGACACAUUUAUACGCGUUUUAAUGGAUCUCAUGUUUUGUCAAAUGUGAGUUAUUUGCAAAAUAUAGCGACAAAUCAAUACUCAACGAGUCGUCCGCUCAUUGAAAAAGGCAUAAAUCAAGUGAUACUAAUGGGUCGGUGCGGCGCCGACGCCCUCAAGAGGGGAACCGAUAGCCGACCGGUCGUUAUCUUCUCGUUG